Scylla paramamosain (green mud crab) is the source of this 5061-nucleotide messenger RNA. Its product is annotated as hemicentin-1-like. Lineage: Eukaryota; Metazoa; Arthropoda; Malacostraca; Decapoda; Portunidae. The record is from RefSeq and is a predicted model, not a curated record. Gene Ontology annotation, molecular function: protein binding.
GGAUGAGUGCUCAGGAGGAGGAGGAAGAAGAGGGGGAUUUAACGAGAUAGGAGAGGGUCAUGAGGUUAGCUGACUCCUGAGAAAUCAAUGACCAAUUGUAGUGUGUGUGUGUGUGUGUGUGUGUGUGUGUGUGUGUGUGUGUGUGUGUAGGCAGGUAGGUAAGGAGUAAAAUUUGCGGAUCAUGAGUCUAUGUCCUCGUGGGAUUGUCGACUGAGAUGAGCAACUGAGAUGAGCGGAUGCUGCUAAUGAAUGUCUCGGUGGCCUUGCAGGUGAUGUCUUUAAUUGAAUGUCAAGAGUUAAUGUGUGUGUGUGCGUGCGUGCGUCCGUGUAUGUGUGUGUGUGUGUGUGUGUCCGUAGGUGUACGUUCGUGUGUGUGCGUGCGCUGUGCAGGAGGCUCUCUAAGGCCGCCGUCACCUGCCAUCACUUGCCGCGCCAGCCAGUGUGCCUUGUGCCGCCCUCGGGAGCGGACGCAUAGUGCUAGCCGCCGGGGCCUCCUGGUGGGUCGAGGCCGCGUGCUGUGCCGGGCCAGUGUCAGUGCCUCUUAGGGCCACCAAAGGGCGCCAUCACCGGCCGCCCCUCGCUGCCAAAUUAGCGGAAUAUCGAGGAGGAAAAUUGAAAGCGGAAAAGUUUCUUUCGCUGCGGAAAAUAAAAGUGGAGGGAAGAAAGUUUUGAAACACCCCUGUCGUCUCCGGCACCCUGAGUUUCCAUUUCGAAGCAACCGAGUGGAAGUUUCGAAAAAAUGAGAUGAAAAGAAAAGAAAGUCCACGUACAAAAAGUAUACCAAGCAUCUGAAUAAGAGAAGUACGUAGAUAACUUAACGCAGACCUUCCACUGGUUUAACUUCAUCAUCACCACUGCAACUACCACCACCACCACCAUCACCACAACCUUCACUACCAGAACUACCACCAUUAUCUCCAGCACCACGACCUUGAAACACCACCACGAGCAGCAUCACCACCACUAUCACCACCAAGACGACCCUCCACUCAGCACCACGACCACGCCAGGAGGGAGGCACGACUUCCCCCUACGCCUCAAAAAAAAAAAAGUAAACUCGCCUCGUACUAAUAAGCUUGGGAGGGAAAAAAAUAUAUGAUAAAAAAAUUAGAUAAAAAAAAAAAAACAGCCUGGACACGCUUGAUAAGAAGCCAAUUUACGCAAGAGCCGUAAAAAAGUGACCUAAUUUGUGGUGAGAGGGAAUUGUAUGUUGAGGGAGAGAGAGAUGGAGGGGAGGAGGAGAAGGAGAGACACCACCACCUCUACCACCGCCACUACCAUCACCACCACCACCACCACCAUAAGCACCGCCACCAGCAGGAGCAUUAGUCGCAGCGAGAGGGCGGGAAUCUUAGAGCCUUCAGACGCCACCCACAGGUAAAAAGGAGGAGAAAAUAGGAGACUAGACGAAAUAAAUAGCAAAAUAUUGUACCUCCUCAGACAUUGUGAUCUUGUGGAAGGAAAAAGAGACAAUAAAGUGGAAGUACUUUGUGAAGAGGAAGAAAGCAGGAGGCACAGAGACCAAAGGAGAAAGGAACGAUGAAAGGAGAGACGUGAGCGAAGCAAAAAGGGACUCCAGGUGUUAUUGGACUGAAAAAUGGCCGAACGCUGCUGUGCGAAGGCAGAUGACGCUGGAAAUAUAUAGACAAUGAAUUUAUCUUUCAUCUCAGCGGCGGAGAAAAUACAUCUACAGGUUAUCCAGGAGAGAGAAAGAAUGGGGAGGAAAUGGAUAAAACUCCCAAUGGAAUAGUCCCCGGGCAUAGAUAAUUGAAACCUUAACCAUUUUAUACAGUGCGUAGAUAGAUGUAGAUGCGAGUAGAUAGAAAGAAAAAGUUAUAUACGUAGACUUAACCAAUGGAAAUACUACAACCACACGUACUCGCGCACACACAUAUCGAGAGACAAAACCCCGCGUAAUCUUAGAAGGGAUAGACUGCUCUGAUCCGACGCCGAGCUGAGCACCGCCCCGACGGCAGCCACGUGAGACAGAAGGAUCAAGCUGGUAGUGUUGCGUUCUGAGGAGCUGCCGCCGCUUACACACCUGCAAACAUACCUGCCGGGAUGAUGUGCAGCAGUGGAGCAGCUCUCACCCUCUCCCUCACUCUUCUCUUCUACAUCCGCUUCGUCGUCUGCCAAGAGGACCACAUGUGGUCGGUGACGGGCGUGGCGGGGCGAGCCAGCGACCUGCCCUGCUACCUCAACCCUCGCACGCCGGGGGACAGACCCAAGCUGAUCCUGUGGUACAAGAGGGGGAUCCGCACGCCGGUCUUCAGCCACGAUGGGAGGGUGCCGCAGAUGAGGUCAGACGUGAACCAGAAUGGGGGAACGUUGACGGUGAGUAGAGGCGCCGCCACACUCACGCUGCACAACCUAACGCUGGCCCACGGGGGAGUGUACGAGUGCCGUGUGGAUUUCUUCAAGUCCCCCACGCACACCAACUUCGUCAAUCUUACUGUAGUGGAGUCUCCGAGCAGCGUGGAGGUGGUGGACGGGCGUGGCGGGCGUGCGAGGGGCGGGGUGCUGGGACCCUACCUCGAGGACUCAUCUCUCUCCCUCACCUGCAUCGCAAAGGGAGGCUCUCCACUCCCUAAUGUAACCUGGUGGCGGGAGGACCGGUUACUGAGCGAGAAGUGGCACCUGAAGGCUCCGAACCAGGUGGAGAACGAGCUGUGGGUGGAGAAGCUGACGCGGGAGUGGAUCAACACGUCCCUCACCUGUGUGGCCGCCAACACGCACCUGGCCAACCCUGUGUCCGUCACUGUCAAGGUGGACAUGUAUUUGUUGCCAACGAGUGUCAUAGUGAUCAACCCCGGCCCAGCGAGGGAAGGGGAGAAGAUGAGACUACUGUGCACCUCCACCGGAUCGCGUCCUUCCGCCAACCUCACCUGGACAGUACGAGGAGUGACCCGCUCAGCACAGAAGGAGAACAUGGUUUACGGCAAGAUGACAAGCUCCACCCUCAUCACCAACCUGACCCGCGAGGACCACAACACCACGGUCACCUGCUCGGCCACCAACCCCGCGGCGCCUGACCAGCCCCUCGCCAACUCCACCUCACUUAUCGUCCACUAUCCCCCUACAGUGAACGCCUCCCUUGGGCGGUCCCUACGGCCAGAGCUGCUGAAGGAGGGCGAUGACGUGUACUUCACCUGCUCCGUGGCCGCCAACCCCCCCGCCACCUCCAUCACCUGGUACCAUAAAGGCACGCCGCUGGUGCAGAACGUGAGCGGCGGCAUCAUCCUGUCUGGGAACUCCCUGGUGCUGCAGGGCGUGGGGCGGCAGCAGGUGGGCCGCUACACAUGCUCCGCCAUCAACCCUCUCAGCUCUGCCACCAGCAGCCCCGUCACCCUCAGGAUCAAGUACAAGCCUGUGUGUCGCACCUCCCCCACCACCUACUUCAUCUACGACAAGCCCAUCAACGUGACGUGCUCCGUGUCCUCCUACCCCGUCAAGGCGAUACAGUGGCAGUGGAACAGUAGCAACGACGUCCUGAGCACCGUGAUCACCGGGGAGGAGGAGGAGGAGGACGACGACGAGGAGGAGCCGCGGGUGUGGGCGCAGCUGACAGUGGAGCCAACGCAAAGCCGCGAGGACCGCACGCUCACCUGCUGGGCUGUCAACGAGAUGGGCAAGCAGACGACUCCCUGUGGCUUCUCCGUCAAGGUUGCCCAGACACCGCUGCCACUGUCGUCGUGCCGCCUCGCCAACAUCACCGCCUCCUCCCUCAGCCUCACCUGCCAGCGCCCCGACGUGGACGCCGUGGGCACCACCCACUACAGGGCCGAGGUGUACUUCGAGAACAGGACGCUCUUCGCCAACGUCACCUCGGAGCGUCCAAACUUCAACGUGAGUAGCCUGGACGCGGGCACCAGCUACCAGAUCAAGGUGUACGUGACGCAUGGUCCCGUCACCUCCCAGCCCGUGGUCGUGUCCGCCUACACCUCCCGCACCUCCAGGACCCCUUCAGACUCGAGAGGCGGCGGGACUUCGGUAGGGAAGGUGCUGGGCGGGCUACUGUUGCUGCUGCUGAUCGUGGUGGCCGGGGCGUGGGUUCGACACCUACGGCGGCGGAGGACGGUAGCGGCAGGCGAGAGGAAGAAGCACGAAGUCAAGGUUCCUUCUGACGAAACAAAUCCGGAUGUGGUGCCUACAGCUGUGGAGGACACGUUCGACCUCCUGGCAGCCGGAGCAGCUAAGUCUGAGGUGCCCAUCCUGACCCCGGUGUAUGAGGCGGUGGCGGCCACGCUGUCAGAGGGCAUGGUGCGGAAGUCCAUGGCGUCGGCUGAGGUGUACCCUGCGGUGCGGGGGGCGGGGGAGGGGCCAGGGCACCGCCGCACCGCCUCCAGAGAUGCAGACGCGGCCCUCCUCCAGCACCAGAAAGGCUCCAUUGAGAACCUGCAGGACGUGAGGCUCCAGCAGAAAGGCUCCCCCAGCAGCUUCCCCAGGGUCAGGCUACAGGAAGAGGCGGUGGACUUCUCUGGGGGCAGGAUGGACCCCAGGAUGGGCCCCGAUGACUUCCCCAGGGUGAGGCUCCACCACAGCCCAGAGCCCGCAGACUACAUGGAGAGGAGUCAUCGGCAAGGCGAGACUCCCGAGGACUUCCCUAGGCCGAGGCACAUCGAGGCCACUUCCCCCGAGGACUACAGCACCGUCAGGCUCCCCAGCAGGACUUCCGAAGAGUACAGGGAGGAGGGUCGCCGGGAGGAGCUGUACUGCCCCGUGGACCAGCUGAUGCAGGCCGCGGAGACCGUGGUCUGAGUGGUCUACGCGCCCCGCCCCUCACUUCCCAUCCACUCCUCCCAUCGCCGCACCAGGAAGACUGUCACUUAAAGAGCCUCAAGUUUGCAGACGAACUUCAGAAAACAUCUGCUUCCCUUCCCUUGACGUCCCCUCCCCCUGUCCCCUUCCCUCCUCAAGGUAUACGCCAAUACCUGUCCCCUCCCCUCACUCCCCAAUCCCCCUCCUCUCCUUCCGUUCCCUCCCCCGACCCCUCCCCUGUUCCCUCCCCGCCAGCGUGCUCUGUAUUGCUUGCUGUCUUGAAAUAAAGCAUAUAUAUAUUUU